AUGUCUUUGAAGGAUUUUUAAGUUCUCUCGAAAUUAGGUAUUGUAAUGUAAAACUAGCAAUUUUUAGGAGAAGGAGCAUACUCGUCAGUCUACAAAGUAAAAAGAUUGGAAGAUGGUCACAAAUAUGCUUUGAAGAAGGUAAAAUUGCAGAACCUGAAUGAUAAAGAGAAGUAGAAUGCAAUGAACGAGGUUCGCAUUUUAGCAUCAGUUAAGCACCCUAAUAUAAUUUGUUAUAAGGAAGCCUUUAUUGAUUUAUAGAGUAAUUCAUUAUGUAUAGUGAUGGAGUUUGCUGAUGGAAGUGAUUUGUAUCAAAAUAUUAUGAAUAGUAAAAAGAGCAACAAACCUAUCGAAGAGUAGAGAAUUUGGAAUAUUUUGAUCUAAAUCGUGAGAGGUUUGAAAGCACUGCAUGAAUUGAAAAUCCUGCAUAGAGAUUUGAAGAGUGCCAACAUAUUUUUAUCUCAAAAUGGAGAUGUGAAGUUAGGAGAUAUGAAUGUCUCAAAGGUGGCAAAGAAGGGAUUGCUUUACACUUAGACUGGAACUCCCUUCUACGCUAGUCCUGAAGUGUGGAAGGAUCAACCUUAUGAUCAAAAGUCAGAUAUCUGGAGUUUGGGAUGCGUAAUCUAUGAGAUGUCAGCAUUGAAUCCUCCAUUCUAAGCAUAAGAUAUGGAUGACUUGUAUAAGCUAGUAAUACGAGGAUUCUAUCCAAAAAUACCUCAGCAUUACUCUCAAGAUCUCAAUAAUGUAAUAAGAUCAAUGCUGUAAGUAAAACCAAAUCUAAGACCUAAUUGUGAUAAACUCUUACAAUUUCCUUCAAUAUUAUAAAGAUAAGAGGAAAUAUCAUAAACAGAAAAAGUAGACAGUGAACCUAAUACUUUGUUAUCGACAAUCAAAUUUCCAAAGAACUACCAUUACUUUACAUCUAUAUUACCCAAGCCUUGUUAUGAUUUUAUGAAUAGGAAACAGAUAAAGUCGCUUCAUUCACAACAGGCUAGUCCGAAUCCUCGAUCAAUAAUGAGUGUGAAUGGUAGUUACGAGGAUGUUACUAGUUAGAAGUCGAUAGAGAAGGGAGGGGUUAAUGUAGUUAAUCGAAAGCCUUAGCCUGAAGUUCUUAUGAUACUCGAAUACCAGAACAAACAAAUUCGAAAACCAAUAAUGAAGAUUCGACCGAAUAGACAUUCUAGUCAAGAGGAGGUGAGUUUAUUGGAUGUGAUCACUCAGCAGUAAUCUAAGAUCUCAUUGGAAAAUCAAAAGCUUCCUAUACUGGAGGAGUUAUCUCCAAAUAAACGCAAGAUUAGACCGAACAAACAUAGGAAUCAAAGUUUGCCUAAUGCUAAUCUACUCCCACUUAUUUAAGCUGGUGUUUUAAAAUGA
This is a messenger RNA of Paramecium tetraurelia, 1371 nucleotides long. RefSeq lists its product as uncharacterized. The transcript is spliced from 4 exons. Gene Ontology annotation, molecular function: protein kinase activity; ATP binding. Gene Ontology annotation, biological process: protein phosphorylation. Lineage: Eukaryota; Ciliophora; Oligohymenophorea; Peniculida; Parameciidae. The record is from RefSeq and is a predicted model, not a curated record.